Messenger RNA from Durusdinium trenchii, 968 nucleotides. NCBI's taxonomy places the organism in Eukaryota, Dinophyceae, Suessiales, Symbiodiniaceae. The record is from the annotation of a GenBank genome assembly.
AGCAAUUUUUUGGCUGGCAGCUUUUGCGCAAAACGCCCGAACGCACUGCUGGGUCACGAUGCAGGCAGACAGUUGUUGUAUGCGACUCUCUCUUGCUGAUGGUGCUGUUCAAAUUGUGGCCCGGAACACCUUCCUGGACGUCGACAUGGUGCCCCCCGACACACAGGAGCUGUGUCGCACCAAAAGCUGCCCAGCCCUGCUCAACUACAAAAAAGUGGAGCACCACCUUGACAUUGAGGAUGCCAAGACCUGGGCGAGGCUGACCACUGGAAGCACCCAGUGCCCAGAAGACACAGUGGGAGAGCAGCAUUUGUCAGAAUCCGAUGGUGAGGGAGGGGACGCUGACUGGCAGUCAGUUUCAACAGUCAUGAUCAAAAACAUCCCUUGCCGUUGCACGACGGAAGAGGUCCUCGCCGCAGUGGACCGUUUGGGCUUCGCAGGUGCCUACGACUUCUUUUACCUCCCGAUCAACCGUCGACAUCGACAGGGGAUUGGCUAUGCCUUCAUCAAUUUUCCGCAGCAAGGCGCCGCCGGUCUCUUCAAGAAGGCCCUGUUCGGUGGACGGCUGGAGGUGCUAGGAUGGAUGGGCAGGAUCUGGGCAAGUGACUUCAGAAGGGCUGGGUGCUUUGGAGUGUUCUUUUCUAGAUCAGGCAUUGGUUGUUUCCAGCUGUGUCCGCAUCGCCCAUGGCGCUCCCUGCGCUCCCCUCAUCCGUGGGCACGAGUCGUUUGCCGUGGUGUUUCGGGGUGAGCGACGGGCGUCGUCUAGCGAGGCGAUUGCUGGCUACCAGUUCCCCGGACGUAAGAGUCAGAAGGUAGUGCACGUGGCGAAGGCCCAGCUCCAAGGACGCCAGGAGGUGGAUGCUUACUUCCACCACACACAGGUGCUGCACACUCGCUAUGGACCAGUGAUGUCUUGAGUGCGCCGCGAAGUGCUGCGGGUUGUAGGGUUGAAAGCUGGUGACUGUGGC